AUUUCUUCCUCCAUUGUUACAUUGUAACAAGCGGGGCCGGGUCGAACCGGGGUGGAGGUAAAGCCUCUUCUCGUUAGAAAUUCUCCAACAAUUUGGCACCAAACGAAACAAACUAAUCCGCGGCGUAUUUUUUUUUUUCUCCUAUUUUGUUUUAUUUAAAAGCGAGAAGACGGCGAAGUGAGCCCAGCCGACCGAGCCGGUCCCGGUGAGGAAACAGAAAGGGAAAAAAUGCGUUAAACGAGCACAAAUGUCAGCGGAUUUGUCCAAUAUUACAAUUUCCUGCCUUAUAUUGGGAAGAUAACACACCCGACUGUGUGCGUUGUUCAUCCUCCACCGAGAAAUGUUGGGAAAUAACCCACCGCCAACCCAAUGACGCCCCUCUUUCUUUUUUUCUCUCGGCUGUCCUUUAAACAGAGAGGUAUGACACAUUUAAAUAAAAGCUGUCGCUCCUGUCAGGCAACUGUAAUCUGUCGGUGUGCAGAACAAUGAGCUUGCAACCCAAGUAACCUCAUAUAGCUGGAGAGGGACAGAGAGAAGUGUUGCAAAUUGACAAUCAGCCAGAUCACUUUGUUGCAGGGAUAUCGGUUUUUGCACAUAAAAAGCCUCCCAGAGCGCGUUAAAAGAUUGAUGUGCAGCUCUUAUUGAACAGACGACCUCCGAGGCUGUUGGAUUAAGGGUCCCUCUUUCUGCCCCAGGUAUUCAUACGCUGUGCCUUUUGUUCCGGUCUCGACCUGUGCUGAUCUGUGCCCUCAGAUAGCAGGUUUCCAUGGAGGCAGGUCCGUCCAUAAGCCUCAAAAGAAGAUAUGAAGAGGUGGACAGCGGCUCUCUGUUCUCUACACCUAAGGACUCGGACGAUGACAUCUCCAGCAGUGACAGCGCAGAUAGCUGUGACAGCCUCAACCCACCUUCCAGCACCCCAUUCACUCCCACCUCCAUCCUCAGACAGCACAAGCCGUCACCCGGGGGGAAGCGGGUACGCUUCGAUGUGGUGACGGUGUAUUACUUCCCCCGGCGGCAGGGCUUCACCAGCGUGCCCAGCCAGGGGGGCAGCUCCCUCGGCAUGGCCCGUCACCACUCCUCCAUCAGGCACUACACGCUGGGCGAGUUUGCACGCGAGCAGGAAAGCAGCCACAGACACACUCUGCACCAGCACCUACGUCAGGAGAAGCUUAACGCUCGCAAGAUGAAGCUGACGAGGAAUGGAACGGUGGAGUGCGCUCAGGCAGACCUACUUACUCUGGAGGACGUAUCAGACGAGGACCUCGAUGUGGACGCCGUUGAGGUAGACGACUGUUUCUUCCUUCAGCCUUUGCCUACGAAGCGUCGCCGAGCCCUCCUGCGAGCCUCUGGCAUUAUGCGCAUAGAUGCCCGGGAGAAAGCUGAACUCAGAGCCAUCCGCCUCUCCAGGGAGGAAUGUGGCUGUGAUUGCCGCUUGUUCUGCGACCCUCGCCACUGCGGCUGCAGCCAGGCAGGAAUUAAGUGCCAGGUGGAUCGAAUGUCUUUCCCAUGUGGCUGCUCAAGGGACGGCUGUGGCAACGUUGCGGGCCGCAUCGAGUUCAACCCCCUGCGUGUCCGAACGCACUACCUACAUACCAUAAUGAAGCUGGACUUGGAGAAGAGGAGGCUCCCAAUACAAGGACCUGGGGAGCCAUAUACUGACUCCGACCCGAUGUAUUCACCCUCUUCGACGUGCCCCACAUCCCCAACCUUGUCCUCAGGCAUCGGUCUGGACUCGGAGCUUGAAGAGAGCGAGGUCCAGUCAGUGGAAGAGGUUCAUGAUCUCAUGGUGGAGCAGGAUAUUUUGGAGCGAGAGAAUGAGACAGCUGUGCUGCACCUGCAGAGCGCAGAGGAGCAGGAGAGGAGGGAAAGGGAAGAGGCAGAAGGGGAGGCAGUGCAGCAGGAGCUGAAUUCUGGUGGGGUCUCAGAGCACCCUCUCUGCCUCCUACCUAGGCAAGCAGAAGCUCCAGGUGUGGAUCAGAUCCUCCUGCAGGGACCUUUUCCUACAGGGGCUACGGUCUUUUGCAUCUCUGACACCCAGGAGGAGAGCCCCUCUGACCUCCUCAAAGACUCCUCCUCUCUGCUCUACUAUCAGCUCAGCACCAUAGAGCCCGCAGCCUUUGAGACGCUGCCGGCAACAGAGGAAGAUGAACAGAACGAGCCCUCGCAGAACACGGGUGGAACUGAGCAUGCAGAGAAGAACCGAGAAAUAGUCGAGGCUGUUGAAGGGGAUACACAUGAUGACAUUUCCAGCAAACAGAGUGUGGGCGAGUGCUUGACCAACAUGAAUUUGUGCACAGAUAAGUGUGCAGUUGAGGUAAAGGAGAGGCCCGCAAGUCAUGAUGAAAAUGCCCCUAAAGAGCAGAACCAAGAGGAGUCCUCCUUGGAGAAAGAAGUAAAUCUGCUGCCUCUUGAAGUUUAGCAUUUACGUCUUUGCAGAUAUUUUGCACAAUAGCUUCAUCUAAGAUGAGUAAAAUACAUAUUCCACAUUUAUCACUGCUAUCAACGUCUACAGGUCUCUUAGAGUAACAUUAAGUUAUGUGCAGAAGGUAUUAGAAGGCAGGAGGAGAGCUGCUGGAAGCACAUAAAGAUCACUUCCAAGGUGUAGUGAAAAUGCAGUUACAAACGGCAACAUUGGAGGGAGUUCUGUUGGGGGUGAUAAAUGCAGCCUUAUUUGGAAACCAUUAAAACAGCUACAGAAACAGAGUGUAGAUGCUGAUGUAAGCUUUUUGUUUGCUUGAUGUAUAAAGCUAUCAACGCUGAACAACAAACUGUUAAUUGUGCGCAAGAUGCUGGUGUAACUGCUGGCUCUUUUUCCACUUCUGGCAAACCUUAUGCUGUAGUCAUGCCAAAUGAAGGCCCCUGAUCACACCGAAUGAUCCUGGAAAUACUUGUUUUUGCGUACUGUACAUGCAGAAUUAGCGACAUGCUGGAGAGCUGCUUUUUUUUUUAUCUGUAUGCACAUUGUGAAGUGAAAGCAGCUCUUUUUGGGGCUCCACCGCCCAGAGAUAUGAAGGAAGAACCAAGAGAGCGGCAGAUUAGCACCGGCCCUAGUUGUUACUAUCGCUUACUUUGAACUGCUGGCACAAUUGCAGUCAAACAGACAAAAAGAAAAGGUCACUUACAGCUUGUUUACUGACAUUACUUCUUGAAUUAAUAUGUCUUUUGUGAAUUAGAUGCUGUUGGAUUUAAAGUGCUUGCAGUUUGUUUGCGAAUGAAAGGAAUAGUUAUUUCUUUCACAGUGCUACAUUAUUACAUCAUAUUCAGUCAUAUCAUGUUCUGAAUAUGCCAGAAUAUACAUUUUUAGUCAUUUAAAGGCUUUUUUGUGUAAGGACGUUCUGAUUAGAAACGUUGCCAGUACCUUGCAAAAGUAUUUGUUUCCCUGGAACCUUUUAAAUGUUUUCAAUGUUACAACCACACAUUUCAGUCGUUUUAUAAAGAUUUUAUGGUCAUAGACCAAUCAAAAGUAGUUAAUUGUGAAAUGGAAGAAAAAAAUAUAUGUUUUUUGUCUUUUUUUUUUUUUUUUUUGCUGUUAGAAAUCUGAAAAGUGUGGAGUGCAUUUGUAUUCUUUGACUGGAAGUUUGUCCUUUGCACAGCUCAGAUUGGAUAAGGAACAGCUUUGAAGAGCAAUUUUAAAAUCUUACCACAGAUUCUCAGUUGGAAUAAGGUCUGGACUUUGACUAGGUCAUUCUAACACAUCACUAUCGUUUGAAUUUAACCAUUAUGUGGAAGCACAUAAAUCACAUUAGCUUUCUUUCAACACUGAUCAAUAACCUAACCCUGCUUUAAACCUCUCCACAGUUUUAUACCCGACCUGUCUGUUGUGUUUCUUGGUCUUCAAGAUGAUAUUUGUUUUUUGAUGUUCUCCAACCAACUCUUAAGGCCUUCACAGAACAGCUGGAUUUAUACAGAGAUUGUAUCGCACACAGGUUGAAUAUAAUUAGCGAUUAGCUGACUUCUGAGGGCAGAUGGUUUAUUUAAGGGUAUCCGUGUAAAGGGGAUUUUAUACAAAAUGUAACAUGUGGUUGCAACAUGACAACAUCUGCAAAAGUUCAAGGGGUGUGAAUGCAUUUGCAAGGAACUUUAGAAAUAAAAACAAGCAUUUAAUGAGUCAAGAGUGAACUGCAACAUAUGUAGCUAAAAGUACUUACACCAAUCAAUGUGAUGUUAAUAAUUUAUGGAUCAGAUUUACAGCCUGAUUUUGUGUGUGUGAAAUGUGUAUUCACCUACUUUACUGUUGUACGUCUAUGUCUGAGAGAACGGUGCAUUUAAAUCUGUGUGCAUGCACCUGUGGAUGUUUAUUAGACUGUAUUAGACCUGGAAUUUUAGUAAGAAAGCGUAUUUUAAACCUAAAAGGUGCUGAUGUUAUAGAUUUACACUUUACUGUUGCGAACCGUUAGGAGGAAUGAUUUCAUGGAGAUAUUUCUCGCUGAUUGAUCCUGAACUAAAAGUACCGGAGAGCCUCCUGUAGAAACGCAGUAGCUCCGACACUGCAAAUUCUAAACGUGCUGACGAGAAAAUGAGGCGUUCCUAUGGCCGAGUGUGUAAAUGCAGUCGUGUAACUUUUUCUGGUUUCUUUUCUUUAAGCUCUGUCUGAAGAAUACGGCGCUGCGGAAGUGAGCCGACAACUCUUACACAAAAUCAGUCCUUUGUUUAGUUGCCUGAACAUCCUACAGUUGCUUUGGGCAUCGGUUUGCCUAACACAGGAUGUGCUGCUGUGUAUAAGUUGUCUGAUGUUUUUCUUUAGCCUUUUGUAUUGUCCUAAUAUAAUCCUGUUUAUGAGCUGCAACAAAGCAGUGGUUUCAGACCUAAUUAAACGACGCUGCCAUCCAUCAGGCUUUAACAAAGCAGUAUCCUGUAGUAGUUGUGAGGCUGCAGAUUUUUCGUGGCUCUUCUGUGCUCGUGUGACUUGCCUUGACAUAAUACCAUGUUUGAAGUAACGAUGAUUGCAGGCUGAGUAUCGUUAAGCUUUUGUCCUUGGCUUUCUGCUUAUAGAAUUAGGUUUGGGACCACUGUACCAAAUUAACUCUACUGUCUGUGUUUGUGUGUUUAACCGUGUGAAAGGAGUGUGUGAUUGUUGAGAAGACUGAUGACUUCUGACUUCAUCUAAAAGCUGUGAGAGCGACUCUCAUACUACUUGUUGCCUAAAGUGGAAAAAUAAAGGUUUUUAUACAAAAUAAAAACAAUAAAAUACUUCAUGCAGAAA
Girardinichthys multiradiatus is the source of this 5203-nucleotide messenger RNA. RefSeq names its product cysteine-serine-rich nuclear protein 2 (gene csrnp2). Gene Ontology annotation, cellular component: nucleus. The record is from RefSeq and is a predicted model, not a curated record. NCBI's taxonomy places the organism in Eukaryota, Metazoa, Chordata, Actinopteri, Cyprinodontiformes, Goodeidae. The coding region runs from base 767 to 2419 and encodes 550 amino acids. The transcript is spliced from 5 exons. Gene Ontology annotation, molecular function: sequence-specific DNA binding; DNA-binding transcription factor activity, RNA polymerase II-specific. Gene Ontology annotation, biological process: regulation of transcription by RNA polymerase II.